AAUGUUUGCUUUAUCAAGAGGUAUCUUUUUAUUCACCAUAAUAAGCUUUUAAAUUUUAGCAACCAAUAUUUACUUUCUCUCAAUUUUAAUUGCUCAAAGGAAAGUAUGUUGUGCCACCAAAACCAAGAAAGUAGAGAAAUACAGUAACAUUUACAUUUAAUUUAAGGAUUUGACAAUUCAUUAACAAUAAUUAAAAGAGUGGUAAGAAAAUUAUGAGGUACCAAAAAGACCAAGUAUGAUCUCCGAAAAGAUUCAGUUUUAUGGAAAAAAGUUUCCAAAUUUGAAAACUAAGUGGGUUGAAUUAUUACAGCAAGUUAAGACUUUGCCUGCAGAAGAGUUAGCAAAGAAUGAGGAAAUAAUAAAAAAUUCGGCAGAAUAGAAGAGACAAAUCUUUGUAAAACGUAUGGAAGAAUAUCAAAACAACCACUUAGUCAGAUUAGGUAAUGUGACAGCUUAAAGUAAAUUUUUUUCAACUAUUCCAUCCACUGAUCUUAAGUCAAAUUGGGCAAAAUUUAAUGAAUUAUCAGAAGAUGAAAAAAAAAAAUAUCAACAAUUAGCUAAUGAAGAAAACUAAAAAAAAAAUGAAAAAUUGCAAAAGCUUGCUUCAAAAUUUGGAAUGUCACUUGAAGAAUUUAAAAAGGAAGUCCGUAGAAUAGCUAAAGAAAGCAGAAAAAAGAAAGAAGAAUCUUCUUCAUCAUCAUCCUCUGACGAUGAAAAGACAAAACAAAAUAAGAAAGAUUAACAGAAAUGAA
This is a messenger RNA of Paramecium pentaurelia, 752 nucleotides long. NCBI's taxonomy places the organism in Eukaryota, Ciliophora, Oligohymenophorea, Peniculida, Parameciidae. The record is from the annotation of a GenBank genome assembly.